Molecule: messenger RNA, 8339 nt
Organism: Syngnathus acus (greater pipefish)
Lineage: Eukaryota; Metazoa; Chordata; Actinopteri; Syngnathiformes; Syngnathidae
Product: plexin-A1-like
Exons: 33
Coding region: 320-5995 (1891 amino acids)
Biological process (GO): positive regulation of axonogenesis; negative regulation of cell adhesion; regulation of GTPase activity
Cellular component (GO): semaphorin receptor complex
Molecular function (GO): semaphorin receptor activity; protein binding
Source: RefSeq, a predicted model, not a curated record
AUUCAUGUUGACUGCUGCUCUCCUGUGCGCAGGAAGCCGCGGAGCUGAGCUUUAGGACGGGUGCUGAUUCUGCUGCCGCCUGACAUCUCGGCCGGGAAUUUAAACGACGGCACCACCGCUGCCUUCUUGACACCUUUUAAAGAGUUUUGUCUAGGCAGAAAUGAUAAGGACUGUGUUAACCAACCUCGAGGCGGUUGAAGUCAAAGAACAGGCCAUGAAGUUGUAAAAAGCGACCCAUAUAAGAAGAGCAGCCACCUCCGGUUCUAUAACGCCUGGAAGAGGCACGAGGAGACUCAAGGCCUCCUUUCCCAUUACAGUCAUGCCCUCACCUCUCAUCUUCCCCAUUUGCCUCAUGCUCCUCGCCUUGUCCAUGAGCUCCUCCUCUUCGCCCUUAUCGCUUCUCCAAUCUUUCUCCCCACCAGAAGGUGGGCUUACACAUUUAGUAGUUCAUAAUAAAUCAGGCGAGAUUUACCUGGGCGCAGUCAACUGGAUCUACAAGCUGUCGAGCAACCUCACCAAGCUACGGAGCCACGUGACCGGCCCAGUGACGGACAAUCCUCGCUGUUACCCUCCGCCAGGUGUCCAGUCGUGCCCUCAUGAGCUCGUGCAAACUCCCAAUAUCAAUAAACUUCUGCUGCUUGAUGAUGCCCACAACCGCCUAAUUGCCUGUGGGAGUACUUCGCAGGGAAUUUGCCAGUUCCUCCGUCUGGAUGAUUUGUUCAAACUGGGCGAACCCCACCACCGAAAGGAGCAUUAUCUAUCCAGUGUUGCUGAGGCAAGCACAAUGUCCGGGGUAGUGAUCUCCCCAGAUGCUUUUGGCGGGGGUGGGAAACUUUUCGUUGGGACUCCCAUUGAUGGCAAGUCAGAGUACUUUCCAACACUGUCCAGCCGCAAAUUAAUGUCCAACGAGGAGAAUGCGGACAUGUUCAGCUUUGUCUACCAGGAUGAGUUUGUAUCGUCACAGCUGAAGAUUCCAUCAGACACACUCUCCAAAUUCCCGGCAUUUGACAUCUACUACAUCUAUGGCUUCAACAGUGAGCAGUUUGUCUAUUAUUUCACUUUACAGCUGGACACAAAACUCACUUCGCCCGAUGCCGGCAGCGAGCAGUUUUUCACCUCCAAGAUCGUACGGCUUUGCGUGGACGAUCCCAAGUUCUACUCCUACAUUGAGUUCCCUAUUGGCUGCACCAAGAAUGGCGUGGAAUAUCGCUUGAUCCAGGACGCUUAUUUGGCUCGACCGGGGUCCCGUUUGGCUCAAUCGCUUGGUAUUCAAGAGCAUGAGGAGGUUCUUUUUGCUGUAUUUGCCCAGGGCCAAAAGAACAGAGCCAAGCCACCCAAGGAGACGGCUUUGUGUCUCUUCACAAUGAGACAGAUAAAGGAGAAGAUUAAACUAAGGAUUCAGUCGUGCUACAGUGGAGUGGGCAUACUCUCCCUGCCCUGGUUGCUCAACAAGGAGCUGUCCUGCAUCAACUCGCCGUUGCAGAUUGACGAUAAUUUCUGCGGCCAUGACUUCAACCAGCCUCUAGGGGGCACCACCACCAUCGAGGGCGUCCCACUGUACGUGGAUAAGGAUGAUGGCAUGACUUCAGUGGCAGCCUACGACUACCGUGGACACACCGUCGCGUUCAUGGGCACUCGUAGCGGGCGUAUAAAAAAGAUCCUUGUCAACUCAGUUUCCCAACCGGCUUUGCUGUAUGAAAGCGUCCUCGUGAACGAAGGCAGCCCCAUCCUGAAAGAUUUGCUCUUCAGCCCAGAUCACCAAUACUUGUACACUCUCACUGAUCAACAGGUUACUCGAGUACCAGUCGAGAGCUGUGAGCAGUACACUUCCUGCGGAGCUUGUUUGGGAUCAGGAGACCCUCACUGUGGCUGGUGUGUGCUGCACAAUAUAUGUUCAAGGAAGGAUCGCUGCGAGCGGGCAGAGGAACCGCAGCGUUUCACCAAUCGAGUGGAUCAGUGUGUCCGACUCUCUGUCCAGCCUGACACCAUCUCGGUCACUGUGUCAGAAGUGCAGUUGAUACUUCAGACCCAGAAUGUGCCCAGUCUGUCUGCUGGGGUGAACUGCUCUUUUGGAGACUACGUAGAAACGGAAGGGCGCAUCUACGGUGGUCGGAUCUUCUGCUUGUCCCCCACUGCGAAAGAAGUGGCUCCCAUCACGCACAACCAAGGUGACCAGCGUGUGAUAAAACUGUAUCUGAGGUCAAAGGAGACUGGGAAGACGUUUGCUAGUGUGGACUUCAUCUUUUACAAUUGCAGUGUGCACCGAUCGUGCCUCUCCUGUGUGGAUGGAAAGUUCCCCUGUCACUGGUGCAAAUAUCGCCACAUGUGCACACAGGAUGCCAGCGACUGCUCCUUCCAGGAGGGACGCGUCAACACCUCACAGGAGUGUCCUCAAAUCCUGCCCUCCACUCAGAUCUAUAUCCCUGCUGGAGUUAUGAGGCCAAUCACGCUGCUGGCACAGAACCUACCCCAGCCACAGUCCGGACAGAGGAACUACGAGUGUAUUUUUCACAUUCAAGGCAACACGCUCAGUGUCCCGGCCCUGAGGUUCAACAGCACAAGCAUCCAGUGUCAGAAGAGCACAUAUGACUACGAAGGCGGUGAUAUCAGUGACCUCCCAGUUGACCUUUCUGUGCUUUGGAAUGGAAAUUUUGUCAUCGACAAUCCUUUCAAUAUCCAAGCCCACCUGUAUAAGUGCAGGGCACUGCGAGACAGCUGUGGCAUGUGUCUGAAGGCAGACCCCCGGUUCGAGUGUGGCUGGUGUGUCCAGGAAAAGAAGUGCUCUCUACGGCAGGAAUGUACUAUUGGCUUCAAUUCCCACCUCCCCCUGCAGUUGGUUGAUGGAGGAGGCUGGAUGCACGCUGCAUCUGGAAACAGCCGGUGCACCCACCCCAAGAUCACGAAGUUGUUUCCUGACACAGGACCCCGCCAAGGGGGAACCAGGGUGACCAUCCUCGGAGAAAACCUGGGUCUACACUUCAGAGACAUACAGAUGGGUGUCAGGUUAGGCAAGGUGCCUUGUGUCCCCAUCGAGACAGAAUACCUGAGUGCCGAGAGAAUCGUGUGUCUGCUGAAUGAUGCAACAGGAUACAGAGUACAAGAGGCUCAGGUGGAAGUGUGUGUGAGAAACUGUGUAAAUGACUACAGGGCCCUUUCCCCGAGGCCAUUCACGUUUGUGACACCAUUCUUUACCGGCAUCCAGCCUUCUCAGGGCCCGAUAUCUGGGGGCACCCGUGUUACCAUAGAGGGGAGCUACCUCAAUGCAGGCAGCUCUGUCUCUGUCAGCAUUGGACCACAACCCUGCCACUUUAAAAAGAGGAACGCCCAUGAGAUAGUAUGCAUAACACCAGCUGGCCUGGCUUCAGGAAGUACACCUGUCUUGGUAGACAUAGAUGACGCUGAGCUCAGAAAUCCAGAGGUCAAGUUUAAUUAUACCGAAGACCCCACUGUGCUGAGGAUUGAACCGGACUGGAGCAUUGCCAGUGGUGGAACUCUUCUGACAGUGAGUGGGACCAACCUUGCGACAAUCCAGGAACCAAAGAUAAGGGCCAAGUAUGGGCAGGCAGAGUCUUUUCAUAACUGCACAGUAUACAACAACUCAAUCAUGGUCUGCCUCGCUCCAUCUGUGGCAGACACUGAGCUGGGCUUUUCCGAAACCGGCACCGGUCCCGAUGAGAUUGGAUUUUACAUGGACAAUGUGAACUCCUUGGUAGUGGUCAAUGAGACUUUCAGCUAUUAUCCGGACCCCGUGUUUGAACCCCUCAGUUCAUCUGGCAUAAUGGAGCUUAAACCGACAUCGCCGCUGAUACUUAAGGGUCGCAACCUGAUCCCAGCAGCCCCGGGUAACAGUCGUCUGAACUAUACGGUGCUCAUCGGAGAAACCCCCUGCGUUCUCACCUUGUCUGAGAGCCAAUUACUGUGCGAGUGGCCCAACCUCACUGGACAACAUAAAGUCACGAUCCGAGCCGGUGGGUUUGAGUACUCCCCAGGUACUCUUCAAAUCUACUCGGAUAGUUUGCUGACACUGCCUGCCAUCAUCGGGAUUGGAGGUGGCGGUGGUAUGCUGUUAUUAGUCAUCAUCGCUGUGCUCAUAGCCUAUAAGAGAAAGUCAAGAGACGCUGACCGAACCCUCAAACGUCUUCAGCUACAGAUGGACAAUUUGGAGUCCAGAGUGGCCCUGGAAUGUAAAGAAGCUUUUGCCGAACUCCAGACAGAUAUUCAUGAGCUAACCCAAGAACUGGAUGGAGCCGGAAUUCCCUUCUUGGACUAUCGGACGUACGCCAUGAGGGUGUUGUUCCCGGGUAUUGAGGACCACCCUGUGCUUAAGGAGAUGGAGGUACGGGUCCAGGCAAAUGUUGAAAAGGCUCUGACUUUAUUUGGCCAGCUGCUCACAAAGAAGCACUUCCUGUUGACAUUCAUAAGAACGCUGGAAGCACAGAGGUCGUUUUCGAUGCGGGACCGAGGGAAUGUGGCGUCCUUGAUCAUGACUGCCCUGCAGGGCGAAAUGGAGUACGCCACAGGAGUCCUGAAGCAGCUUUUGUCUGACCUGAUUGACAGAAACCUGGAGAGUAAAAACCAUCCCAAGCUGCUUCUCAGGAGAACGGAGUCUGUUGCCGAAAAAAUGCUGACCAACUGGUUUACAUUCCUUCUGUAUAAAUUCCUCAAGGAGUGUGCAGGCGAGCCUCUUUUCAUGCUUCACUGUGCCAUCAAGCAACAGAUGGAGAAAGGACCGAUAGACGCCAUCACAGGAGAGGCUCGUUAUUCUCUUAGCGAGGACAAGCUCAUCAGGCAACAGAUUGACUACAAAACGUUGACGUUGCACUGUGUAAACCCAGAGAACGAGAACGCUUCUGAGGUGACCGUUAAGUGUUUAAAUUGUGACACGGUCACUCAGGUCAAAGAGAAGCUGCUCGAUGCCGUCUAUAAGGGCAGCCCCUACUCUCUCAGGCCCAAGGCUUCGGAUAUGGACUUGGAAUGGCGUCAAGGCCGCAUGGCCCGAAUUAUUCUACAGGAUGAGGACGUCACAACAAAAAUAGACAAUGACUGGAAAAGACUCAACACUCUGGCUCACUAUCAGGUUACAGAUGGCUCAGUGAUCGCACUGGUGCCAAAGCAGAACUCAGCCUAUAACAUCUCCAACUCAUCCACCUUCAGCAAGAGCCUCAGCAGAUACGAGAGCAUGUUGAGAACAGCUAGUAGUCCAGACAGCCUUCGAUCCCGAACACCCAUGAUCACCCCUGACCUGGAGAGUGGAACUAAAUUGUGGCAUCUGGUAAAGAACCACGACCAUUCGGACCAAAGGGAGGGCGACCGGGGAAGCAAGAUGGUGUCUGAGAUCUACCUGACCAGGCUCUUGGCUACUAAAGGCACAUUACAGAAGUUUGUAGAUGACCUCUUUGAGACCAUCUUCAGCACAGCCCACAGAGGCAGUGCUCUGCCGCUGGCCAUCAAGUACAUGUUUGACUUUUUGGAUGAGCAGGCAGACAAACACUCCAUCACAGACUACGAUGUACGACACACCUGGAAAAGCAAUUGCCUCCCUCUGAGGUUCUGGGUGAAUGUGAUCAAGAACCCCCAAUUUGUGUUUGACAUCCAAAAGAACAGCAUCACGGACGCCUGUCUGUCUGUGGUGGCCCAGACCUUCAUGGACUCCUGUUCAACAUCUGAACACAAAUUGGGAAAAGAUUCACCAUCCAACAAGCUCCUCUACGCUAAAGACAUCCCCAACUACAAGAAUUGGGUAGAGAGGUAUUACUCGGAUAUCUCUCGUAUGCCAGCCAUCAGCGAUCAGGACAUGAGUGCCUACCUAGCAGAGCAGUCCCGCCUGCACCUCAGCCAGUUCAACAGCAUGUCUGCACUACACGAAAUCUACUCUUACAUCAUCAAAUACAAAGACGAGAUCCUGUCAGCGUUACAGAAAGACGAGCAGUCGCGAAGACAGCGGCUACGUGGCAAGUUGGAGCAGGUCAUCGACACCAUGGCAUUGGCUAGCUGAGGGUUAAAACGCUCACUCGGCCAGGCAAGAAGCCUUCCCGUAGACAGCUUUGCGCUCCCAGACAUGUGAAAACUGAGCUUGGCAACAUUUUGAACAACAAAAGACAGGCAAAGGAAACUACAAGCUCAUGAAGAGACAGCAAAGGCUGGAAUCAUUUUGUUUCUUUUUUACUGAGCUGCAAACCAAGCCUGGAACAACCAAAUUGAGCAGUUACUCGUAGAGGGCAGUGGUUGACUUCUCUAGACGCAAUCAGGACUACGACCGAGGUGCAAAUUCAACAGGCUCAAACUUGAAGACAAAAGGAACCAGGAUACCUGAUCCCAAUUGGGGAUUUUCCUUUCCUGUUGCCAUUUUCCAGUGGGAGGUCAUGCAGAUCCAGUGUGACUCCUCAUCAGGGUGGAGACUGAGGAGCUUUUGCUGUGGGAAAACUCUUCCUCUGGCAAACUCCAAUACCUACCGACAAGGAGUCAUUAUAGUCAAACAGUUUUAUUUUUAAAUUUUAAAACUCUGCUUUUUGUCCAAUGCCGCAUUUGAUUCCAUCCCCACCAAACUGCCUCCUCUCCUUAGUGCUGUACGCCACUCGUGUUUCUGCUGAAUUUGCACAACAAAGCUAAAUCAAAAGAGAGCAAACGAUAUAUGAACACAUUUAUAGCUAUAUAAAUACAGACCUUGUUGUUUGAAUUGACAGAGUUGUUUUGCAUUUAAUGUACAAAUGAUAGGUUUGACAGGAUUUGAUAUUUCCAAGUGAACAAAAAAAUAGCAAGGAAAAGUCGUUACGUGCCAUGUUUUACUUUGAAUGUUGUUCAGUGCAAAGAGACUUCUUUUCUUUAGAUGAAAUGUGUUAUGAAAUGUUGUCAUGAUAGUGAGACUUAUAAAAAUAGGUACUUGGAAAAAUAGAUAUAUAACUUGCAGAAACGUUCUAUAUUUCAUCAGGUUUCCAUCGAAAUGCCAAACUUGGUAUUUUUAGGAUCCAAUUUGUUUUACACAUCCUGCAUACGAGUCGACUCGCAGAAGGCCCCUCCCUUCCCCAGUCAGAAUGUUGGCGGAAUGACUUGGUUUCCCAUUCUGCGACCGUCUAAACAAAAUAGUGGUACGGCAAAAGGUGGAUAAAACUCGCCUUGAACAGGCUGUGUCAAAGAGCUUUUUCAUUUUGGUGCGCUUGUUUUCAUAAAGCGGAUUAGUGACAGGAAUUUGGAGGGAAUCCUGGCGGUCUUGGCCAAAUCCUCCAAAACAUUAGUGGUACAUUUCAGUUCAGUUCCUUACAUGCCUUUUAUUGUGUUUCCAUUGUAACCACCCGAAAUUUCAGAUCGUUUUAGUGGGCUGGGUGGAGCUAUAAACGCUAAAACUGUGACUUGCAACAGACGCUGGAGUCCCAGUCGCAUUUUAAAGUGUUGCACACUGUACUGUAAACCUUCCAUGUUGCUAGUGUUGGAUUUAUUUAUGUUUUUGUUCAAUUAAAAGUUCAUUUAUUAACAGAAGCUGACGCCCAGUGUUGGAAACGCAAGCCUCAUCAAAGUUUACUGAAUCUGAACUGUACCGUGUUGGACUGAACUCAAGUGUACCACUUGGUAGACGUCUUAUGGACCUCCCCUUUCUUUUAUAACAUUUGACCAAGUUUCAUUGAAAAACAGACCUGUUUUGAUGAGCUGAAAAGGUUAGAGAGCUGUGUAGUUUUUGUACUUUUAUUCCAAUCUGCAGUCAAAAAAAGGAACACUAUGAUUCCAUUCUUAAAAUGUGAAUGUGCUUCGUGCUUUCUAAAUUGUAUUUGAUUUUAUUUAUUUUUGUGAGGUUUGUUUUCAAUGUACUGAAGGCCUUUCUUGCUUCAUUUUGUGGUUUUAUGAGGGUUAAAAAGAAAAUGUCCUAAUGAAUUUUCUGCAUGGGGCCACUUCUCUGUGGAAUUUAGUGGGAUUUAAUUUGAGAGAAAAAAAAGAGAAUUGUAAUGAUUAGAAACCUGUUACUUUAAAACCACUGUUACUUAAGAUAUCAUAUCAAUUUCAAAUCAAAAUCUAGUGUUUUCAGUGCAGCAUGUUCUUCAUGACAAUCAUGUUGCUAACAAUUGUCCAGUUCAAACUUUUGUCCUACUAAAUUUUGCUGAGAACACAGCUGGUUGGUCUGGUUAUGGAGGGGACGAGGCUACAAAAAAGAUAAACGUGAAAUAAUUUAUGUAAAAAAGGCCAAUGUAAAUCCUAUGAUUGUUUUGCUGAAUAGAGCACAAGACCAGACUGCAUAAACAACCACGUCUGAUGAAUUUUUGAACCAAUGGAGAAAUCCUCAGAAUGUUUAACUUGAUCAAAGGCACAGUUCUUAAAAUGACUUUGAAGAAAAUGAGAAAUGCUGCAGUGGA